Molecule: messenger RNA, 1863 nt
Organism: Neoarius graeffei (lesser salmon catfish)
Lineage: Eukaryota; Metazoa; Chordata; Actinopteri; Siluriformes; Ariidae
Gene: nemp1
Product: nuclear envelope integral membrane protein 1
Exons: 9
Coding region: 15-1355 (446 amino acids)
Cellular component (GO): nuclear envelope
Source: RefSeq, a predicted model, not a curated record
GUGAAAGCACCAAUAUGGCGGGAUGCAUGAAAAUGAAGGAAGAGUUUCAUUUUGCAAACAUUGGAACAAGAAGCGUCGUGUUUACUGCUUUGUUUCUUCUUCAGCUUUUUGACCACGCAUUCGCUACCCGCAGUAUUAUCAGUGUUAAAGAUGGGCAGGUGGUGAAGUUCUUGGAAGCUCAGCACUUCUGCUACAUCAACCCAACCCCUGCUCCUGGAUGGAGGGAAACCUGGACAAGGAUCCAGGUGAAAGUGUGGAGCUCCAAGGAGCUGAAGGUAACGGUUGUAAAGGAUGAAGAGGAGCUGGAGGAGCUUGAACAUCUCAGUUUUUGGUCCAUGGUGCAGCACUGGAUCCACGAGCAGACGAACGAGACCAGCGUGAGCAUCAGCCUUUUCAGUGAGAAGACCUGCUUCCGCGUGGAUCCUUCAGAUCCCUUCGUGUCCUACACAAUAAAAUCCAGCCGGAGAUUUGAUGUCUACUUGUUUCUGGUGUUCCUGGCUGGAGUCCUGCUGUUCUUCUUUGCAGAUUCGCUCAGCAGGAGUCAGGUGUUCUAUUACUCAGCAGGAAUGAGUACAGGCAUGAUCGCCUCCCUCAUCAUCCUCAUCUUCAUCCUGGGACGUUUUUUACCAAAGAAAAGUCCUUUCUAUUUGCUGGUGGUGGGAGGCUGGUCCUUCUCUUUGUACGUCAUCCAGCUCGUGUUUAAGAACCUGCAGCUCAUCCUCAAAGAGCACUGGCACCUGGCUAUAGGCUACACCGCAGUGGUGGGCUUCAUCAGCUUCGCUGUGUGUUACCGCCACGGGCCGCUGGUGGAGGAGCGCAGUAUUAACAUCCUGUCCUGGACACUGCAGAUAUUCGGCAUGCUGCUGAUAUACGCUGGUAUUCAGGUUCAGCAGGUGGCGCUAGCAAUCAUGGUGGCUGCUUUCUGCGCCAAGAACCUGGAGUACCCUGUGACCAUGGCGUUUAGUCUGUACGAGAAGCUGAAGCCGAAGCUGGGCUGGAAACUGGAGGCUCGGCGCCUGUUGACAGAAGAGGAAUACCAAAAACAGGCUGAGGUGGAGACUCAGAAGGCUCUGGAGGAGCUGAGGAAGCAGUGCAGCAGUCCUGAUUUCAGCACGUGGAAAACCGUGUCCAGACUGCAGUCUCCCAAGAGGUUCGCGGACUUCAUCGAGGGCUCUCCACAUCUAAUGCCCAACGAAGUCUCAGUCCAUGCCCAGGAAUACGGUUUGGGCGGAUCACUGUUCGAGGACGAGCUGUUCUGCACAGACGAGGAAGACGAAGGAGAAGCGUGGGAGACCGAGGAGGACGAGAACCCGAACAUGUGUUCACCGUGGAGAAACGGGGAGAGAAAGAACUGAGGAGGGGAAAUAAAACUGCUCGAGGUGCUGAAGAGCUCCUGACUCUCAAAACCACCAGGACACGAAUGUGACGAAGCAAAGCAAAGCCAUACAUGAGGUAUGACCCAGGAACGCAGCGAUGAUUGAUUGAUUGAUUAAACCAGCUUAGAGACGUUUCAGCACUGAACUUUUUAACGUCAGAGUUUGUUUUCGACGUCAGAGAGAACGACCAGUGGAUUUGAUUUUCCUAAACGAGGGGUUACAGAUAACAUUCACACAUCUGUGUUGUAAGAUGAUCUGAGACUAUUUUGCAGGUUGGUGACACUGUAGCGUGUGCAUCACACAGCUUUCAGGGGUUUUCUUUCUUUGGUUUGGCGUGGUUUUUUUUUUUUUUUUUUAAAUAAAUGAUUUAUUCUUCUGAAUUGUUUUUUAUACCACAGUCCUGUCGCAGGUAUAUUUUUGCUGGGGUAGAUGACUUGAGAACUUUAUUUACUGGCUGGAGUGCAACAUUUUUUAAGAAUUAAAAUAA